UAUCUAAGUAAAAGCCAAACACAAACCAGCGAACAAACAAACAAACAAACGAGUGUGUGUGUCCCGUCAAACGUUUGGUGAAAUAAAGAAGUCCCACCAACUUUAGCUUUAGAUAUUUCUCGAAUUUCAAUCAUUCUUGUCUGUUAAUUGCUCCUUCUGAUAGAUACCCAAAUUUAGUAAGGAAUUUGCCAGUGAGAAAAGAAAAGCGAAAAAAUUCUGCAGAAAUGGGUGCUUUGGAUCAUCUCUCAAACAUCUUCGACUGCUCCAGUGGCCAUUCCAAGCUCAAGAAACGCAAACAGCUUCAGACUGUGGAGAUUAAAAUCAAGAUAGACUGUGAAGGAUGCGAGAGGAAGGUGCGAAGAUCUGUUGAAGGAAUGAAAGGGGUUACCUCUGUGGAUGUGUCAGCGAAGCAGAAUAAGCUCACCGUUACUGGUUAUGUUGAUCCAGAGAAGGUGGUGGCUCGGGUGGCUCACCGCACCGGCAAGAAGGCCGAGCUCUGGCCUUACGUGCCGUAUGAUGUUGUUGAACAUCCGUAUGCACCUGGUGUUUAUGACAAGAAGGCCCCUGCUGGUUAUGUGAGAAAGGCAGAUGACCCUCAGGUUUCACAGCUGGCCCGGGCGACCUCCACUGAAGUUCGAUACACCACGGCUUUCAGCGAUGAAAAUCCUGCAGCUUGUGUUGUAAUGUGAUCUUUAGAACAUUAUGGUAUAGGGUGAUACGAGAUGAAAUUUAAAGUAUGUUUGAGGUUGUUUGCGUGCAAUGUGGUUAUGAUCGGAUGCAGAUUGGGGAAGUGGUGCGUUUAGUAUUGCUUGUUUUAACACAAAUGGUAGAAUUCUUUGCUCAAAGUGUGAUAUUUGUAUUUGGUUUGGCUUGCAAUGAAAUUUUUGUGAUAUUAAA
Molecule: messenger RNA, 897 nt
Organism: Sesamum indicum (sesame)
Lineage: Eukaryota; Viridiplantae; Streptophyta; Magnoliopsida; Lamiales; Pedaliaceae
Product: heavy metal-associated isoprenylated plant protein 26
Molecular function (GO): metal ion binding
Source: RefSeq, a predicted model, not a curated record